AUGGCAAAUCUUGCAAUCCCAAGAAACACUUUAUUAUUUAUAGGAAUAAUUUUUCAUGUGACAUAUAUAUGGAGUAUAUUUGAUAUUUAUUUCACUUCACCUUUGGUACAUGGAAUGACACCUUAUAAGGUUGGCUUAUCACCACCUGCUAGGAGACUUGUACUUAUAGUGGGCGAUGGACUAAGAGCAGACAAAUUGUUUCAACUACAUCCAGACGAAUAUGGCAUAUCAGAUCAACAAAUCACAAAGGCACCUUUUUUAAGAGACAUAAUUUUAAAUCAUGGUACUUUUGGAGUUUCUCAUACUCGAGUACCUACAGAAUCAAGGCCUGGACAUGUCGCUAUUAUUGCAGGAUUUUAUGAAGACGUCAGUGCUGUUACUAAAGGUUGGAAAUCUAAUCCUGUGGAAUUCGAUUCAGUAUUUAAUCAAAGCAGACAUACGUGGUCAUUUGGAUCACCUGAUAUAUUACCAAUGUUUGCUGAUGGGGCUUCAGAUCCCGAUAAAGUUGAAACUUUUAUGUAUGGUCAUGAAAGUGAAAAUUUUGCCAAAGAUGCCAAAGAUUUGGAUGUUUGGGUAUUUGAUCAAUUUGCCCAACUUUUGGCAAAUUCUUCAUCCAAUUUUAAAUUAUAUCAGCAACUUCAUGAUGAUAAAAUUGUCAUAUUUUUACAUUUACUGGGAUUGGAUACCAAUGGACACGCUUAUGGCCCUCACUCUAAGGAAUAUAUGGAUAAUAUUAAAGUUGUUGAUGAAGGGAUAAGCAAAACUGUUGAGCUAAUUGAAGAAUAUUACGAUCACGAUGGGAAAACGGCCUAUAUUUUCACUGCAGAUCAUGGAAUGAGUAACAGAGGCAAUCAUGGAGAUGGACAUCCAGAUAAUACGCGAACGCCAAUAAUUGCAUGGGGUGCAGGUGUGAAAAAACCGAAUAAGACACAUCCAAUUGGACAUGAUGAUUUUUCUGCCGAUUGGUAUUUGGAUGAAGUUCAGCGGAAUGAUGUUUUACAAGCGGAUAUAGCACCACUUAUGGCGUCCCUAAUCGGUAUUAAUUAUCCGGUCAAUUCUGUAGGAGAAUUGCCUUUAGUAUAUCUUAAUAAUACACCCUUGUUUAAAGCACAAAGCCUAUUCGUCAAUGCCAAAGAAAUAUCCGAACAGUAUCAAGUCAAAUAUGAAUUAAAGAAACAAACAAAAAUAAUGUUUAAACCGUUUGCACCACUUAGUAAUUCUACUCAUAAUCGGAAAGCUUUACUUGGUAAAGUUCAGGAAUUGAUUGAUGCUGGACAAUACGAUUCGGCCGAAGCCACGUGUGAGGUUUUGAUACAGCUUUCGUUGGAAGGAUUGAGAUAUUUACAAACAUAUGAUUGGCUGAUGUUGAGAUCUAUUGUGACUGCCGGAUAUGUGGGUUGGAUUUUGUAUAGCCUAAAAUACACUUUAAAAGAACAUUGUUUGCCCAAUAAUUCGCCCUUCAAAAAGUCAGAUACAUUAUCAAAUGAAUCAGUUACAAUAGCAAAAUAUAUUAAUUUCCUUGCUAUAACUUCUUUAGUCGUCUUGGUGUCUAUUUUGUAUAUACAAGAAUCAUCUGCAACAUAUUACACAUACGUAAUGUUUGCGGUUUAUUUUUGUUGGGAUGAUUUACUGGGCUAUAAAAUAUUCGUAGAAAGUUAUAAAUUAGCUUUAAUCUCACGGAGUUCGUUUGCACUUGUAGGUUAUGUAAUUGGGCAUAUUCUGGCAUUGGAACUUUUUGUAUACAGUUAUUUCGAAAGGAGUAUUCUUAGUGUGUGUUUUGUAUUAGCAGCAUUAUGGCCAUUAGUUAUGCCAUUAAACGUUCGAUCCGAUAAUAAAUUACUCUUAAUUUACUGGUCGGGGUCAUGUUUGGCUUCGAGUAUUUUUACAUUAAUGCCUGUGGAAAAGGGAGAAGAUAUAUCAUUAGUGAUCUAUGGCGGAAUCUUAAUUCUUAUUACAGGAAUUAAUUCUAUGGUCAAGAGUUCCAAAUAUACAAUAGAAGAAAAUGUGGGUUUAAGUAUGGUAAUAGUUUAUGAUACUACAAGCAAAUUGAAAGAGAAGAUUGGUCUUCCAGUUAUAAAUCAAUAUGCCGCUUGGAUUAUAUUAGUCAUUGCAACAGCCACACCAUUCUUUUAUGGGUUUGGAAAACAACAACACUAUUUAAAACGACUUACAACGAUUUCUUUGGCAUUCGCGCCAUUAUUUGUUAUACUUAGUAUUUCAUAUGAAGUAUUAUUUUAUUAUUUCUUAACACAAACACUUUUACUCUGGUUAGAAAUUGAACGUAAAUUAUUUUCAUCUGAACAUUCAAAACAAAAAAAUGAAGGGCAUCGUAAAUUAGAAAUGAGGGAUUCAAGAAUUUCGUUAAUAUUUUUAUUUUUUAUUAAAGUUGGAUUUUUUGGUACAGGAAAUGUAGCAAGUUUAAGUUCAUUUUCAUUACAAAGUGUAUAA
This is a messenger RNA of Funneliformis caledonium, 2448 nucleotides long. NCBI's taxonomy places the organism in Eukaryota, Fungi, Glomeromycota, Glomeromycetes, Glomerales, Glomeraceae. The record is from the annotation of a GenBank genome assembly.